CAGAGAGUACACCACUUAAGACAAUAAGACAAUCACUGAUUGAGUCGACUCUUGUGCACAAACCAUACAUUUCACAGAAAAUGUGAUUUAUUUGAAUGCAUUGACACAAAGACAUCGACCACUACGACAAUGUCCGGAACUAUUCUCGAGAACCUCUCGAACAAGAAGUUGUCGAUUGUUUUAUCCAUUAUUCUUGUCAUUCAGUUAAUCUCGUUCUUCAUCGGCGCCUUCAUUGCGCCGGCACCUUCGAGUACAGAGCAGAUACUGGCCAUCAAAUGUUUGGCACAAAACCCCAACGAGUUGUCAAUACCUCGAGACGCUGUGACACCAAAUCAGGUGCAGCCGAAGAACUGCCUAAAGAUCGACGAAGACUCCAGUACUCAGAGUGGCAUAACAUUUGCCUAUCAAUUACCGCUUCCACGCGAAGGCUUUCAAUUGGAUUACAGCCGAUGGCAACAGAAUUUGCUGACAAUCCUUAUCCCAGAAGUCUUAUACGACUCACGAAUGGAGAGACACUCGAAGAUUGAUGUCGACGAACACAUCAACUCAACCGUUCAGAUGAGGAUCCGUUUAGCCGUUCGUAACAUUGGAGACAAGGAUUGGAAACUUUACGCACAAAAAGACAGUCUUAAGCGAACCAUCUCUUGUCAAAUAGACGCCAAUAAGCGAAUUCAUGGCUAUAAAUAUGACUGCGAUUUGAUACAACUUUUUGAAUUGCAAUCUCUUUAUUACGACUAUUACUUAAUUAACUUACAAUUCGUAUCAAACGAUUCUGUGAACUUUGGUUUCAUGAGUGACUUACUAUUAGUGGAAAUCCAUCAAAACGGAGGCUUCACUAAGAUAUGGCUUCUGAUGAAGACUUUGUUCACUUUGAUAACAUUACUGACACUGAUGUGGUUCACGAAACGACUACAACAACUGCAUCGGGAGACCACUCUAUUGGAGAAGACCCUGAUUGUGUUGGGCUGUGCCAUCACUCAACUCAAUAUUCCGUUGGAAUUCUUGAGCCUAUGGUUUGACAUCGAGUUCAUGUCAUUCCUGUGUGACCUGAGACAAGGCAUCUUCCAUUGCGCUCUCCUCUCAUUUUGGAUUAUAUUCAUUGGCGAACAUCUUCUGGAUGGCAUUCAUCGGUCGCGUCUGUCGUCGUAUUACAAGCAGUUGAGUGUUGUUCUCAUCGCUUAUAUCGCGCUUUUCAUCUUUGAUUUGAGCGAAAGAGGCAUUCAAUGGUUUGACCCGUUCUUCACUAUAUGGGAAGUGGACUCAAGAUUUGCUCUCAUAUUCAUCAUAACAGCCAGUAUUGCUUCGAUCGGAUACUUCAUGUUCUUAUGCUUUCAUAUUUGGCUUGCGUUUCGGAACAUAUCGUCUAAACAAUCGAGUCUACCGUCGAUGUCCUCAACCCGUCGUCUUUUAUAUCAAGGAAUCAUUUAUCGCUUCAAAUUCCUACUGUUGGCGACUCUCAUCUGUGCGGCCUCUACUGUCGUCGCCUAUAUUAUGGGACAGGUGACUGAAGACCAAUGGCAUUGGGAGGACUCAACGGACUCUUUCAUAGCACCGCUUCAGUGGACAAGUGCUAUGUUUACCACUGUUUAUGCCCUUUGGAACUGUUAUGUCAUUACACUUCUAAUACUAUACGCGCCCUCACAUAAAGAGCUCGGAACAAAUGUUGAUUCCAUGUCUGAAGAAAUUGAAUUCAAUCGACUCACAGAACACGACGAGAAUAACGAGAAGACCGAGAAUUUGAACGCAACGGGCGGUGACACCUCUCCGGCCAGUGAUAUGAGACUUUUGCAACAAUUGGCCACAAAGUCCAGUAUUGACUGAAUUGCUGACAUUGUAUUGCUUUUUAUUAUUUUUUAUCCAAUAUUUAAAGAAUCAUUUAUAUUGUGUUUUUAAGUGUCAAUUCUUUACAGCUAUUUAUGUCUUCC
Messenger RNA from Oppiella nova, 1925 nucleotides. The record is from the annotation of a GenBank genome assembly. NCBI's taxonomy places the organism in Eukaryota, Metazoa, Arthropoda, Arachnida, Sarcoptiformes, Oppiidae.